Molecule: messenger RNA, 9035 nt
Organism: Oncorhynchus masou masou (cherry salmon)
Lineage: Eukaryota; Metazoa; Chordata; Actinopteri; Salmoniformes; Salmonidae
Product: CSC1-like protein 2
Exons: 25
Coding region: 1567-4125 (852 amino acids)
Cellular component (GO): plasma membrane
Molecular function (GO): calcium-activated cation channel activity; nucleic acid binding
Source: RefSeq, a predicted model, not a curated record
CGCGGUGGGCACUCUUUUCGGACGUUUUGACUUCUCUCUCUCGUAUCGCCCGGGUUCCAAGAAUGUCAAACCCGAUUCCCUUUCUCGCAUUUUUGACCAUUCCGAACGCCCAUCCACUCCCGAGUGCAUCCUACCCGGGACCCUAGUGGUCUCCACACUCACAUGGGAGGUUGAAUCGAGGGUCAAAACGGCCUUAGAGGGGGUCACGCCUCCGCCCGGUUGCCCGCCUAAUCGGUUGUUUGUGCCGGAGGGGUGUCGGUCCGAUGUUAUUCGGUGGGGGCACUGCUCCAACGUAGCGUGUCAUCCAGGAGUCAGCCGCACUAGCUUUUUGGUUAAGCAACGCUUUUGGUGGCCACUGAUGGCUCGUGACAUUCACAGUUUUGUCUUGGCCUGCUCGGUUUGUGCCACUGGGAAGACUUCUAAUCGACCCCCAGAUGGGUUACUCCAACCGCUGUCGGUCCCUUCGAGACCCUGGUCCCACAUCACGCUAGAUUUUGUUACCGGCCUCCCGCCCUCCCAGGGCAAGACGGUUGUUUUGACCGUGGUGGACCGGUUCUCGAAGGGGGCUCAUUUUAUUCCCUUGCCUAAAUUACUGUCUGCCAAGGAGACAGCGGUAACUGUCGUGGAUCACGUCUUUCGCUUACAUGGCCUGCCGAUGGACGUAGUUUCUGACCGGGGGCCCCAAUUUGUGUCCAAGUUUUGGCAAGAGUUUUGUAGGUUACUGGGAGCGAGUGUCAGCCUGUCUUCAGGGUUUCAUCCCCAGAGCAACGGUCAAACGGAGAGGGCCAACCAAGAUUUGGAGAGAGUGUUGCGAUGUUUGGUUUCUAAGAAUCCCUCUUCCUGGAGUCAACAACUCUCUAUGGUUGAGUACGCUCACAAUUCGUUGCCAGUGGCAGCCACGGGUCUCUCUCCGUUUGAGUGUAGUUUAGGUUACCAGCCACCUAUCUUUCCCAGUACGGAGUCCGAGGUCACUGUUCCCUCCGCUCACGCUUUCAUCCAGAGGUGCCGUCACGCAUGGAGCAGAGCCCGUGAGACUCUUCUCCGGGUGGGGGCGCUCACCAAGGCUAAGGCCGAUCGCCACCGGUCGAAGCCUCCGGUAUACGUCGUUGGCCAAAGAGUGUGGCUUUCUACUAAGAACAUUCCACUCCGAUCCGUUUCGAACAAGCUUGCCCCCAAAUUUAUCGGCCCGUUCAGAGUCACCAGGAUCAUUAGUCCGGUGGCGGUCCGGCUCAAGCUUCCUCCGGCGUAUAGGAGAAUUCAUCCUACCUUUCAUGUGUCUAAAAUAAAACCUGUGUUUCAGGCACGCAUUAACCCGCCGGUCCCGGUUCCCCCGCCGCCACGACUUGUUGAUGGGGAAACCACCUUUUCUGUCAAUCGUAUUUUGGACUCUAGAAGGAGGGGACGCGGAUUCCAGUACCUGGUGGACUGGGAGGGUUACGGCCCGGAGGAGAGAAGUUGGGUACCUGCUAGGGACAUUCUGGAUCACUCCCUUAUCGAUGAUUUCAAUCGACAGGUGUUUAAGAUGCUGCAGUGAGUUCGGAGCUGAAUCUUAACUGAAGCCUCAGCAUGUCCAUACUGCUGAUGGUGGGUGUGGUGAUGUGGGGGGCCCAAGGGGGGAUCGGGGUCCAUGGGGCCAUGUGUCCCGGGGGGGUCCUUGGUAACUGCCCCACCCAGCAGAGCAACACCUCCGGUGGGGGUGAGACCUCCAGGGACUACUGCUACACCGCCCGUAUCCGAUCUACCGUGCUCCAGGGCCUGCCCUUCGGAGGGGUGCCCACCGUCCUCGCACUCGACUUCAUGUGCUUCCUGGUACUCCUGUUUGUGUUCUCCAUCUUGAGGAAGGUAGCGUGGGACUACGGCCGCUUGGCGCUGGUCACUGAUGCAGACAGACGGAGUCAGCGAUACAGCCGUCUGGACGAACAGGAAUAUGUGGCGUCUGCCAUAACGUCAGAGCUUCCCGAUCGCUACGAACGCCUGACCUCUGUCUCCAGCUCAGUGGACUUUGAGCAGCGAGACAACGGCUUCUGCUCCUGGUUAACAGCCAUCUUCCGCAUAAAGGAUGAGGAGAUCAGGGAGAAGUGUGGAGAGGAUGCUGUGCACUACCUCUCCUUCCAGAGGCACAUCAUUGGUCUGCUGGUGGUGGUGGGCGUGCUCUCAGUGGCCAUCGUCCUGCCCGUCAACUUCUCAGGAAACCUAUUGGAAAAUGAUGCCUACAGUUUUGGACGCACCACUUUAGCCAAUCUGGAUGCCAAUAACAUGCUGCUGUGGCUCCACACCACCUUUGCGUUCCUCUACCUGUUGCUGACCGUGUACAGCAUGAGACGGCACACCUCCAAGAUGCACUACAGAGAGGACGAUCUGGUGAAGCGCACUUUAUUUGUCAACGGGAUCUCCAAGUAUGCAGAGGAGAAGCACAUCAAGCAACACUUUGAACAGGCCUAUGAAAACUGCUGUGUUCUCGAGGCUCGUAUCUGCUACGAUGUGGCCAAGCUGAUGUCGCUCAACUCAGAAAGGAAGAAGACCGCGCGUAGCAAGAAGUUCUUUACAGACCUACAGUCCAAGGAGCACAUCCCCACCAUGAUCAACCCCAAACCCUGUGGUCAUCUCUGCUGUUGCAUCAUCAAGGGCUGUGAGCAGGAGGAGGCAGUUAGUUAUUACACCAAGCUGGAGUCCAAGCUGAAGGAGGAGUACAGGAAGGAGAAAGAGAAGGUCAACAGUAAACCACUGGGAAUGGCCUUCGUUACCUUCCAGAACGAAGCCAUGACCGCUAUUAUCCUGAAGGACUACAAUGCGUGUAAGUGUCAGGGCUGCCACUGUCGGAGGGAACCCAGGUCUUCUUCCUUCAGCCAGCACCUUCACACCUAUUCCUGGACGGUCGGUUACGCACCAGACCCACAGAACGUCUACUGGGAGCAUCUGUCAGUAGGAGGGUUCCCCUGGUGGCUGAGAUGCUUCAUCAUCAACUGUAUCCUCUUCCUCCUCCUCUUCUUCCUCACAACCCCCGCCAUCAUCAUCUCCACCAUGGACAAGUUCAACGUCACCAAGCCUGUCGAGUACCUCAACAACCCCAUCGUGACUCAGUUCUUCCCCACCCUGCUGCUGUGGGCCUUCUCCGCCCUGCUACCCACCAUCGUGUACUACUCUGCCUUCUUCGAGGCCCACUGGACACGGUCUGGAGAGAACAGGACCACCAUGCAUAAAUGUUACACCUUCCUCAUCUUCAUGGUCUUACUGCUGCCCUCUCUAGGACUCAGCAGUCUGGACGUUUUCUUCCGAUGGCUGUUUGACAAGCGUUUCCUGGCUGACGCUGCCGUGAGGUUUGAGUGUGUGUUCCUGCCUGACAACGGGGCGUUCUUUGUGAACUAUGUCAUCGCGUCGGCGUUCAUCGGUAACGCCAUGGAUCUGCUGAGGAUCCCUGGUCUGCUCAUGUAUAUGACCCGGCUGUGUCUGGCUCGCUCUGCUGCCGAGAGACGCAACGUCAAGAGGCACCAGGCGUAUGAGUUCCAGUUCGGGGCGGCCUAUGCCUGGAUGAUGUGUGUCUUCACUGUGGUCAUGACAUACAGCAUCACCUGUCCAAUCAUCGUCCCCUUCGGUCUGAUGUACAUGCUGUUGAAACACCUGGCAGAUCGCUACAACAUGUACUAUGCCUACCUUCCCUCCAAGCUGGACAAGAAGAUCCACUCUGGGGCCGUCAACCAGGUGGUGGCAGCACCUAUCCUCUGUCUCUUCUGGCUCCUGUUCUUCUCCACUCUCCGCACAGGUUUCUCAGCCCCUACCUCUAUGUUUACCUUCAGCGUCCUGAUCAUCACCAUCAUCGUCUGCUUGUCCCAUGUCUGCUUUGGACACUUCAAAUAUCUCAGCGCUCACAACUACAAGAUUGACGUGGAGAAUGUGGAUGGGGUGGAGAACGGUCAUCCAGCACGAACCUCUCCCUCCAAUAAGUCAGCACAGAUGUACAUUGCCUCUGUGCUCCAGGAUCCCAGCUUAGACGAGCUGGGUUCGGCUGGCAGCGGGGUCAGCGAGGGCUCGCAGGACGAGGAGAUCAUCCAAGUGGGGAACAGCCUCAAUGAGGCCGACUUCCAGAGUGGUGAGGACAGUCUUCUCGCUAACGAGGUGCGGCACUGACGUGAGGGGAUGCCGGAGACCGAGGACGGGGAGAGAGAAGAAGAGACUAAGGUGUAAUGUGACUGACGUGAUGGAUGCGCUGGUCUAGUGAAUGAAGCUAUGGAGCUGAAACGGACUGACAGACGGCUCUAGAAGACAUGGAGAGAGACCACUAAACCUUAAACACCUUGAGUCAAGAGAGGGACUAUUUCUCUGUCUACACUAACGAACAAAGCAACACAAAUACCUUUCUCAUGCCUUUCACUCCUCUUCAGCUUAGGCCAUGGACCACAGUUCUCCAGCACAUCUUUUCCCCCAGAGAGACUACACUAACACCAACAUGCAAAGACGAGAGAGAGAGCGGUGGACUAGUCUACAUUAACUAACAAAGGAAGACUACUUACUAAAGACCUCUAUCAACAACUGCUUCUCUAGGAUUCUCUUGCUAGGAUGCUACUCUGACACUCAGACUCUACUGUAGGACUCUACCCCGGCGCUAGGACUCUACUGUAGGACUCUAGUCUGGCGCUAGGACUCUACUGUAGGACUCUAGUCUGGCGCUAGGACUCUACUGCAGGACUCUACCCUGGCGCUAGGACUCUACUGUAGGACUCUACCCUGGCGCUAGGACUCUACUGUAGGACUCUAGUCUGGCGCUAGGACUCUACUGCAGGACUCUACUCUGGCGCUACGACUUUACUGUAGGACUCUACCCUGACGCUAGGACUCUACUGUAGGACUCUACCCUGGCGCUACGACUCUACUGUAGGACUCUACCCUGGCGCUAGGACUCUACUGUAAAACUCUGGCGCUAGGACUUUACUGUAGGACUCUACCCUGGCGCUAGGACUCUACUGUAGGACUCUACCCUGGCGUUAGGACUCUACUGCAAAACUCUGGCGCUAGGACUCUACUGUAGGACUCUACCCUGGCGCUAGGACUCUACUGUAGGACUCUACCCUGGCGCUAGGACUCUAGUCUGGCGCUAGGACUCUACUGUAGGACUCUAGUCUGACGCUAGGACUACUGUAGGACUCUAGACUGGCGCUAGGACUCUACUGUAGGACUCUAGUCUGGCGCUAGGACUCUACUGUAGGACUCUACUCUGGCGCUAGGACUCUACUGUAGGACUCUAGUCUGGCGCUAGGACUCUAUUGUAGGACUCUAGUCUGGCGCUAGGACUCUACUGUAGGACUCUACCCUGGCGCUAGGACUCUACUGUAGAACUCUACCCUGGCGCUAGGACUCUACUGUAGGACUCUACCCUGGCGCUAGGACUCUACUGUAGGACUCUAGUCUGGCGCUAGGACUCUGCUGUAGGACUCUAGUCUGGCGCUAGGACUAGCUAGGACUCUAAUAUAGGACUCUACUAUAGGACUUUAGUCCGGCGCUAGGACUCUACUGUAGGACUCUACCCCGGCGCUAGGACUCUAUUGUAGGACUCUACCCCGGCGCUAGGACUCUACUGUAGGACUCUACCCCGGCGCUAGGACUCUACUGUAGGACUCUACCCCGGCGCUAGGACUUUACUGUAGGACUCUACCCCGGCGCUAGGACUCUACUGUAGGACUCUACCCCGGCGCUAGGACUCUACUGUAGGACUCUAGUCUGGCGCUAGGACUUUACUGUAGGACUCUACCCCGGCACUAGGACUCUACUGUAGGACUCUACCCCGGCGCUAGGACUAGCUAGGACUCUACCCCGGCGCUAGGAAUAGCUAGGACUCUACCCCGGCGCUAGGACUCUACUGUAGGACUCUACCCCGGCGCUAGGACUAGCUAGGACUCUACCCCGGCGCUAGGACUAGCUAGGACUCUACCCCGGCGCUAGGACUAGCUAGGACUCUACUGUAGGACUCUACCCCGGCGCUAGGACUAGCUAGGACUCUACCCUGGCGCUAGGACUAGCUAGGACUCUACCCCGGCGCUAGGACUAGCUAGGACUCUACUCUCUCUGAUAUCUUCCUUCAUGACGAAUCUAUCUUUUCUGAUGGCAAAGUCACGCAGGGACACUUAGCAGUAGUUAACUCCCUCUUCCAACUGUUGAUCUAGAGCAGCCUCUGAACUGAGGCUCGGGACUGUGAAGUGAGAACAGCCACUCUCUAAGAAAAACUGCACUGGGAGCCCCGCACACUCACAACUGAGAUGGGAAGAAGAUUCCUUUUUUUGGCCUUGUCAUGCAGGGGGGGACUAGCUUUCUGUCUAGAUUUCCUUAAAACUACGACUAUUGCACUUGAAAGAGAAGGAUAGGUGUGUGUCUGUGCCCUACACUGGCUUGGCUUAGUGGGGUGAUGUGGCUUUGGCUCGCAUGUGUUUUCCUCCUCACAGAACCUUGAGUCUGGUUUUCUAGAGGUCUAGAACAGCCACUCGGGCCUCGGACUUCAGAGAGGGUUGGAGGGGUCUUUAUUUCCCCUAAUCCUUUGCCUGUUCUGCCUGCAUCCUUAAUAGUCUCUGCACGAGAGGCUGCUUCACAACAAGCAGCUUUAUAUGAAAAGACGGAGACGACAUGUCUGUCAGCGUCACAAUGUUAGCCUGCUCUGGUCUCCCCCUACUCUGUCCCGACCGUCUCCGGGAGUCUCUGGGUGGUUCCAGCCCUGUGUAAAAAGGAAGGUGGUCGCUAUGACGAUGACCACUCUGUAACAAACUGAACUAACACUCCCUCAUUGCUGUUUACUUUUAUGUUUAGCUUUUUUCGAUGUUGUUCAGCAACAAAAACUCGGGAUUUGUAAAAUAGCCUCUUUUUAUUUUAUUUUGUAUUUAUUUUUUAGGCAUGGUUAUUUUAAGUUGGUCUGAGAACUUUAAUUACUUAACUGCUGUUUCGACGUUAAAACGCCGUAACUGGAUGAAUGGAUCAUGUAACAUGGAUACUGUACCUCGUAAACAACACGGUUGCUCUGACUCCUGGCCGGUUCUGCCCAGAGAAGUGGGACUGCGGCUCAGACUGAGCCCUAAUGGAGCCCUGACAGAACUGAAGGAGGAAGACAGCGGGGAACCCCAGAUGAUGCCCCCGGGAAGCACAUAUGAAGUGGAUAUGACAGCCCACCCUGUACCCUGUUUUGUGUCCCACAACUAUGGUUGCAAAAUUCACAAAAUUGUCCCAGAGUUCCUAGGUUUUUCACAACUUGGUUAGAAGUUUCUUGGAAUAAGGGAUUUCUGGAAAAACCGAGGAACUUUGAAAGUUUCCGUAAUUUUGCAACCUCAGCCAGUCCUCCUCUCCCAGCCAGGACUCUGUGGGACAACGUUCCUCUGUAGAGGGAGAACUCGACCCUUGAACUCUUGGUCUGUGACCUGUACAUGUAGUUCCCACAGGACUCCCUGGGGUCGCUUUCAGCAGGGGUCGGGGCACAACGUGGUUGAGCGUUCAGAUAUAUGUUAUGUUGAACAAAAUAUGCCUCUGAAAUGUACAAUAAGGAAACAUGGCAACUCUAUUCAUGACAUUUCUAUCUGCAACGUUCCACAACGUGUGCUUGAAUGUGACCCUGACCUUUUGACUGGUCUGUGUUCACUAGUUCUAUCUAUCUCAUCGAACUGCUCUCAUAUCAUACAAGUUCCUAUACAAGACAAGCCUCUUUAUUUUGGUGUUUAUGUCACUGUACUAAAGAUUUAUUUCAAUGUUGGUUUGAACAUUUUGUUUUUUUGUGUGUGUGGGGGGGGGUAACGAGCUUUUAAAAGAUAGUCUACCGAGUUCUGCCGACUCUAGAUGGGCUCUGAUUGGUUUAAGGAUGCCUAGCGUCAACCAAUGACAACAUGAAUUGUGACAUCAGCGAGAUACUCUUAUCAUGUUGUGGUCUAUAUUGUACAAUAAAAAAAGUUAAAAUGAUCAUUGAGCAUUGAUUGAAAUGACAAUGUCCCCAACUGCCAUCGCUCAGCUACAGUGCUGUAUCGUACGCGGUGUUGUUAAUAUGUAACGUUUUAUAGAAAACAUGGACAGGACUGACAGGCGCUAUGAGGGACGCAGACAAUGGGUCUUAAUGCAGGAAGACCAGCGGGUUUUAGAUGCCUGGUGUUUUGUUUAUGUUGUUUCACUUCAACAUCCCGAUUUAUUAGCGGAAAAACAAAAUGGAUGACACCAACUUCGUUGUUUUUAUAUUUUUCCUUCUCUGUACUCUGACCUUUUAUCUUUCAAGUAAUUCGGCCGCCAUAACUCACGAUGUCUCUCUUCAAGUCGUUACAAUAUUCCACUGACCGGCUUAGUUUUCCUUCCAAAGUGUUGCCUUGUGGCAGAUCCUGGUUGAACCUCAGGGGUCUAUCAUAACCAAGCAGAAUCAAUGACUUAGCCAACUAUUAGAUAUAAUAAUGAUUUGAUUGUUCUGAGGUAAUUUAAGAAAGCUAAACUCAGAGAUGUGCGUUUUGGUUGUUGAGUCAUCGAGAACAUUCCCAUUUCAAGCUCAUCUUUCUAAACGAAAAACAAAAAAGUUAUUUCAGAAUAUUUAAGGCAAAUUAGCUGGCUAACUCAUUGAUCUUGCUUUGUGGUAUACCCUUCUGAGCAUUGUCUGGUUUAGCCUGGCUAUGUGCAUAUCUCCUAUAUAACUGUCAUUUCUGAAACAUUUCACCUGUCCUGUUUAAAGUCUUGGUUCCACAUUGUGGAAACGCAUCAAUAAAUAUGAAACAAAUGUCCUUUUGAAAUGUUUUCGUAGCACUAAUUUGAACAGUCAGUCAGUCAGUGGGCUGAACCAUACAUGCUGAGCAGCUUUUCUAUUAUAUGCAUAAACCAAGUAACAAAUCCUAGUGUCUAGUACACAUUUAAUGUACUCUGUAGUACCUCUAUAUAACUGGUCCAAUGUCGUGUCUGAUUCUGUACAGUAAAAUGAUGCACUCAGGAUUUAUCAAACGUGUUAUUUUUUUAAGUGUAAAGGUUUAUCAGUUGGUCUCUGAGAAAUAGUGUCAUUAUAAACUCAGCAAAAAAUAAAAAUAAACGUCCCUUUUUCAGGA